AUGAAGGCUAUCACUGGUGCACCAUCUAAUCUAUUCGAGGGACUGUACAGAGCCCUUAAUCUUAAUACUUCAGACUCUCAGGCAGAUCACAUUCGCCUCGUUGAAGAAUACCUGACCAAGGCAACAUGGAAAGGCGCUGAGAACGCCAACUCGACCUACUCCCACCAGGGAUUGAUGCAAUAUGUCUCGGGUCACAUCAUCUCUGACUACUGGCUAAACAGUGUGUACACAGAAGAGAUCCGACAGUAUAGUAACGAGAAUCGUUUUCAUAUCCAUGAUCUUGGCUUCCUCAGCGCUUACUGCUCCGGAUGGAGCAUCGAGGACAUCCUGCUACAGGGAUUCGGCGGCGUCGAAAACAAGAUCCAGUGCCGGCCACCAAAUCAUCUCAACACAGCCCUCAAUCAGACGGUCAACUUCCUCUUCACGCUGCAAGGCGAACUCGCCGGCGCCCAAGCCUUGUCCAACUUCGAUACAUACCUCGCGCCAUUCAUCCGCCAAGAUGGCCUGACGUACGUCGAAGUAUUCAAGUACGUCCAGAGCUUCGUAUACUCGCUUAACGUCCCCACACGGAGCGGCUUUCAAGCGCCCUUCACCAACAUCUCGAUGGACCUCAUCUGUCCCAAAAGCCUCGUGGGGCAUCCGGUGAUCAUUGGUGGGAAGUAUCACGAGGAAUGGGUGUAUGAUGACUUCCAGGAAGAGAUGGAUAUCUUCAAUAGGGCAUUCACGGCAGUUAUGGUUCAGGGAGAUGGUAAUGGGAGCAUCUUUUCCUUUCCAAUCCCGACGUAUAACCUCUGGGAAGGCUUUGAUUGGCAAUCUCCGCGGUUUGAAUCCAUUUGGGAGAUGACUGCCAAGUAUGGUGUCCCAUACUUUGCCAACUUCAUCAAUAGUGAUCUGAACCCCGAGGACUUUCGCUCGAUGUGCUGCAGGCUUCGACUUGACGUCAGCAAGUUGCACAGUCGGGGAGGCGGGCUGUUCGGCGCAGUACCGCUGACGGGAUCUAUCGGUGUCGUGACUCUGAACUUACCCAACCUUGCCAUGCGCUCUAAUGGCACCAAGGAGUCUUUUUUCGCUGUGCUUGCUGACACACUCCGAGUAGCCAAGGAUUCGCUCGAGAUCAAGCGCAAGAUCGUCGAUGGGCACUCUGCAUUGUACCCGUACGCGGCUCACUAUCUCUCUGUCAUCAAGAAGAGAACAGGAUCGUACUGGACCAAUCACUUCAGUACCAUUGGAGUCAAUGGCAUGAAUGAAGCUCUCAUCACCUUGUUCGGAGAUGGCAUCGUGGGAAAGAAGGACUUUGCCAUUGAGGUGCUUGAGUUCAUCAAAGAAGAACUCCAGCAGUUUCAGAACGAGACAGGGAAUCUCUUUAACCUCGAGGCUACACCUGCGGAGAGCACUAGCUACAAGCUAGCUCAAAAAGACAGAGAGCUCUUCCCGGGGAAGGACAUUCCGAGCUUCUACACAAACUCCACAGCGCUGCCUGUCGACGCAACGGAGGAUCUAUUUGAGGCCCUGGAUCAUCAAGAGAAGCUGCAGUGUGCCUACACUGGAGGCACCGUCUUCCACGCGUUCCUUGGCGAGAGACUGUCGGGAGGGAAGCAAGCCCGAGAUCUCGUCCAAGCAAUCGCAUCGCGCUACCGCAUUCCUUAUAUCUCACUGACGCCCACUUUCAGCAUCUGCAAGUCUCAUGGAUACAUCACUGGGGAGUGCCCGCAGUGCCCGAAAUGCGGCGAAGAGGCUCUUGUGUACUCCCGUAUUGUAGGCUACUUCCGGCCUACGAGAGACUGGAAUAAGGGGAAGAAGGAAGAAUUUGCUAUGCGCAAAUACUAUCGAUACACUGCUCCAGCCAGUGCAUCCUCUGCUAUUACGCAGCUUCCAUCAAUCGCAGACAUCAAGCCUCCGGUGGCAGGAUACACCAAGCUGACGCUGAGCGACUAUCCUGGCAAGCCUCAAGCUUCGAUCAUGUUCACUUCACGGUGCAACCUAGCUUGUCCGUGGUGUCAUAACGGACCAGUCGUUCGGGGUCGACGAGACGAUGUCACGAUCCAGGAUGUGCUGAAACAUAUCACAGCCUCGCAACAUAAAUGCCUCGUCGUCUCUGGAGGCGAGCCAACAAUUCAUGCUGGUCUGCUACCCUUCCUUCGCGUUCUCAAGGCUGCAGGUAUCAGUGUCAAGCUUGACACGAACGGCACUUCGCCGGACGUACUACGACAAGUGUAUACUGAAGGCUUGGUUGAUUUUGUUGCCAUGGACCUCAAGUGCAAGUUGGACAGGUACAAAGAAGUUGCUGGGCGAGCAGUUGAUCCGGCCGUGCUGGAGGAGAGCAUCAACUUGAUCAAGGACUCAGGUGUUCCGUAUCAGUUCCGCACUACGGUGGUUCCUGAUCUUGUUGAUAUUGAGGACGUGCUGGAGUGCAAGAGGCUCGCAGACGGGGAACUGACAGUCCAGAAAUUCAGGAAGGGUGGUUCGAAUCUACACUCAAGAUUCAGGGAUGCGAGAGAGCAUACUGAUGAAGAGUUUACGACGAUCCUGCAACGGGUUAACAGGGAUAGGUGA
Phaeoacremonium minimum UCRPA7 is the source of this 2553-nucleotide messenger RNA. RefSeq names its product putative anaerobic ribonucleoside-triphosphate reductase protein. Gene Ontology annotation, biological process: DNA replication; 2'-deoxyribonucleotide biosynthetic process. The transcript has a single exon. Gene Ontology annotation, molecular function: ribonucleoside-diphosphate reductase activity, thioredoxin disulfide as acceptor; iron-sulfur cluster binding; ribonucleoside-triphosphate reductase (thioredoxin) activity. The record is from RefSeq and is a predicted model, not a curated record. NCBI's taxonomy places the organism in Eukaryota, Fungi, Ascomycota, Sordariomycetes, Togniniales, Togniniaceae. Gene Ontology annotation, cellular component: anaerobic ribonucleoside-triphosphate reductase complex. The coding region runs from base 1 to 2553 and encodes 850 amino acids.